AUGAAUUCACCUGGCUCUUCUGUAUCGUCAUCAUCUGAGUCUUCUUCAUCACCAGAAUGCCUCACAAUUUCCUUUAGAAACUGUCAGGUUUGUGGACAGCCCGGUCACGGGAAGCAUUUUGGAGCAAUCACUUGCAGAGCAUGUGCCGCAUUUUUUCGACGCUGCGGCACCUCAAAUAAUUUCAAGCCGUGCCGAAGAGGGAAUAAUUGUGAAUUCUUGAAAAAUGGAUGGUUCAAUUGCAAAGCGUGCAGGCUGCAAAAGUGUUGGGAUGUUGGGAUGACAAGUGAUAACUUUCAAUAUGAUCGAGACUCCUUCAUCCCGAAAAAAGUCAGAACUGCACUUGAAGAUUUCCACAGCCGAGUACCGGAGUCCAUGGGAACUUUCGUCGGUCGAUCGAAUCUUAUAAUCUUCUGUGCUCCACAAUUUGACCCAGAAAAUAACAACCAAAAAACUUAUAUCGACGUACAGUAUCUGAUCGAUGAAGCUGGCGAGAUGUUAAGAAGAGGCUGUGAUAUUCCGAUUUGUGCUCCAACCAGUCUCGAGAAACUGGCUCUCGGGCUGCAAACCCUUCGUGGGUUCCACCCAAAGCAAAUGAAGGUUAUCACCAAACUGGGCAAGGAUGAGACAUGGCUCUAUGGCAACACGAUAUGCUAA
Messenger RNA from Caenorhabditis briggsae, 654 nucleotides. It is a transcript of the gene Cbr-nhr-55, whose product is annotated as Protein CBR-NHR-55. Gene Ontology annotation, molecular function: zinc ion binding; DNA-binding transcription factor activity; sequence-specific DNA binding. Gene Ontology annotation, biological process: regulation of DNA-templated transcription. The transcript is spliced from 4 exons. Lineage: Eukaryota; Metazoa; Nematoda; Chromadorea; Rhabditida; Rhabditidae. Bases 1 to 654 code for a protein of 217 amino acids. The record is from RefSeq and is a predicted model, not a curated record.